Messenger RNA from Siniperca chuatsi (mandarin fish), 4158 nucleotides. It is a transcript of the gene tbc1d14, whose product is annotated as TBC1 domain family, member 14. The record is from RefSeq and is a predicted model, not a curated record. Bases 327 to 2501 code for a protein of 724 amino acids. NCBI's taxonomy places the organism in Eukaryota, Metazoa, Chordata, Actinopteri, Centrarchiformes, Sinipercidae. The transcript is spliced from 15 exons.
AAUGUUAACUAUACCGGAUACAUCUGUGAAAUGUGCUUGUUCGUAUAAUUCGCUAAAUACCGGAGAAGUGUUUCCUCUCCUGUAGUGAUGCUGUUAGAGCAAAAAAAUGUCUGUCGCAUUUUAACUUAAUUUGGUUGCACUUGAGGAAGCUCUGGUGAAAGAGUUAGUUGGCGUCAGCAGCAAGUGGACUUGGCGAACAAGUCCUGUUCAAUAUGCUGCGUUGAGGAGGCAAGGAGGUGAUGGUGGUACAACAGUAGGCAUAGCAUCAUCAUGGACCGCCCCGGCCGGCGGCUACCUGCCACCCACCUGUAGCAUCAACCGGCAGCAUGGCGAACACGACCCACGGUACCCAGAACCGAAGAGACAGCCACUGUGGUGUGUCUGGAGGAGCCAUAGUGGAGAAUGGCCGUGUAGUGAAAGACUUGACUGCCUCUGACCUCCACAAUCACACCAACCACCACUGCCAUGAACCCAGCAUGUCCCUGCACAGCGAGCCCGUUCUGCCCAGUUACAAGCCAUCCUGCUCCUCCACCCCCAUCUACUACAGCAGCCCCCAGAAAAGCUACUCAGACCUGAACCAGGACAGCAACAGCUUGUCUUCCCAGGACUCUGGUAUCCCAACUCUGGAGAUCAACCCUCCAGAGCCUAUCCUCCAUAGCCACCAACGCCCAGGUGACGGACUCCUGGACUCUAGUCAUGGCACUCCUGCCACUUUACCUUUGGAUGAUGAUCCCUCUGACGGCAACGCCAUCCGCAAAUCCUCCACCUUCCCCCGGAGUGGUUAUAACUCCAUCUGCCUCUUCAGCCCCACCCACAGAUCCGCCACCACGGGGAUGAGUGUUGGGGGCGGAGCCUUAAACCGCAGCGACGACAUCUCUGUGUGCAGUGUGUCCAGCAUGAGCACAGAGCUAUCGGUGUCCAAUGAAGACAUAUUGGAUUUCACUGUCACUUCUGACUCCAGUGCCAUUGUUACCUUAGAGACGGAUGACAGCCGUGCUGCUCACUUCUCUGAUGUUAUGCUGUCAUCACUGGGAAACCCCAGAGACUUAUGGAGUCCUGUACGACAGCUUCCGGGGUCAUGUGUCACACAACAGGUAGAGGAUGGCAGGCAAAAGAAACCGGGACCUCUAGCAAGCUUAUUCAACAGGAGCCUGUUUGCCAGGAGGGUGAAGAACAGUCAGCCAGUGGAGCAGAGGGAUCCAGGGUGGAAGCUGUUUGGGAAAGUCUCACCAUGGGAAGGCCCCACAAAGGACCCUAAGAGAAUACAAACGGAAUAUGAAACAAAGAGUGGCAGAGGUGGACCUGGCAACCCGACGUCUCCCAGGCAGAGUGUGAGGAAAAACCUGGACUUUGAGCCCCUCUCCACCACGGCACUUAUACUGGAGGACAGACCUGCUAAUCUGCCCGCCAAGCCAGCUGAGGAGGCACAGAAACACAGACAGCAGUAUGAAGAGAUGGUGGCUCAGGCCAAGAAGAGAGAGUUGAAGGAUGCUCAGAAGAGAAAGAAGCAGCUAGAGGAUCGGUGUAAGCUUGAGGAGAGCAUUGGCACAGCCGCCCAGACCUGGAACCAGGAGAUCUUGCCUAACUGGAGUACAGUGUGUACAACUCGACGAGUGAGAGACCUCUGGUGGCAGGGCAUCCCCCCCAGUGUCAGAGGCAAAGUGUGGAGCCUGGCUGUGGGCAACGAGCUCAACAUCACACAUGAGCUGUAUAACAUCUGCCUGGCCCGGGCAAAAGAGAAGUGGAGGACCACAACAGCACCUGCCUCAGAGACUGAAACUGCAGAUUCUGGUUCAUCAGAUCGGGAGUCAAGCCUGGAGCUGAUCAAGCUGGACAUCUCGAGAACCUUUCCCCACCUGUGUAUCUUCCAGCAGGGCGGGCCAUAUCAUGAUGUGCUGCACAGCAUUCUGGGAGCAUACACUUGUUACCGGCCAGACGUUGGCUACGUGCAGGGAAUGUCGUUCAUCGCAGCAGUGCUGAUCCUGAACCUGGACACAGCUGAUGCCUUUAUAGCUUUUGCCAAUCUGCUCAACAGGCCCUGUCAGAUGGCCUUCUUCAGAGUCGACCACAGCCUUAUGUUGACUUACUUUUCAGCAUUUGAAGUGUUUUUUGAAGAACAUCUACCAAAGCUUUUUGCACAUUUCAAGAAAAACAACUUGACUCCUGAUAUUUAUUUAAUCGACUGGAUCUUCACUCUGUACAGUAAGUCGCUGCCGUUGGACCUGGCAUGUCGGGUGUGGGAUGUGUUCUGCAGAGACGGCGAGGAGUUCUUGUUCCGCACGGCAAUGGGCCUAUUGCGUCUCUACCAGGACGUCCUGACCUGCAUGGACUUCAUCCACAUGGCUCAGUUCCUCACCCGCCUGCCUGACCUCAUCCCCCCGGAGCAGCUCUUCCAGCACAUCGCCUCUAUUCACAUGACCAGUCGCAACAGGAAGUGGGCACAGGUCCUGCAGGCGUUACAGAAAAAUCAGGAGCGAGGCAGCCCGGUGCUGAAGCACUGAGCUAUGAUCAGAGGAAAACCACCAUACACUAACGGACUCAACCAGAAUAACUGGACUCGUAGCAGGCUGGAAGGACCUGCGCGAGACCUUUGUUCAACUUCAAAGGGACAUAUCUGGUUGUAGCCGCUGUAAUAAACCUCUUCUCCAGAGCCAUGUCACUGCUCUAACUGGAACCAGGACCCUGGAGGGGGUCUGUCAGAGAUGAGGGAGAGGUGUGAAAAGGAAAACGAGGCCUUAUUUAUCUCUCACCACCCCUCCUCUGCUCAGAGACCCAGCAGGGGACUGGAAAGUGUAACUGGCAGAGGCUGAAGAAUGUAUCACACACUCCCACAUACACUCUUACCUACCAUGCUGAUUGAGGUCUCCACAGACCAGAGGAAACCAUAACGAUACCAGUUACUACUCAAAUCCUCCACUUAGAUUUAAAUUCUCUGCUGUCACCGCUCUUUUUAGCUACAGUUGAGCUAGUCUUUUCUUACGUUGGCUAUUUUUAAUGACAAAAACAAAAGUCUACAUAUGACUCCCCAAUCUCUAAAAAGACAGAGAUUAGUAAUAGUAAUGUCCUGAAAUGAUGUGAACCUCAGCUAGUGUCUCUGUGUGUCUCAAUCUUCCUUCAUGUCCUCUGAGUUGAUUUUGUCUUUUGACCUCAGUGUGCUUUUCAUUUUCCAGUUGGUACAGAUUUGUUUCAUGAACCAUUCCAUGAAGUCAACUCUCAGUCUUGAAGCGUGUUUUGUCAGUUAAAAUCCAUGAAAAUGCACAUAUCCUUCAUGCUGUAGGUUAAACAUCUGAAGACAAAUUUGGUGUCUCUGAGAGCACCACAUUGUUACAUUUAAUGAAUUUUUUUUACCCUCUAAAAAGAGGUCAUAAGCUGCCUGUAAAAUGCAUUUUACUGUGUAUUUAUGUCAAUGAAACUGGAGUUAAUAAUGAGGUAAUGUGUUGCUGUUAGACACACAGAACAUAUAGUGUCAGACAUGGACAUGCUCUAAAUAAGUUUGAGGUACAUUUCAGCUUGUUAGUGUUUUGCUUCCUGAUGUCUUGGUGUGAGUAUGAUGUCUUUAAAUUUUGUAUUUAUUUAAUAUUUAUCAAUCCAGUCAAAUUAAGUAAUUGUUAGUUGCAGCCCUACACAGAGAAGUCAGCAUAUCCACACAAGCGUGUUAAAAGUAAAUAUAUACUGUUAUCUAAGGGCCCCGACACAGCAACUUGACAAUCAGCUAUGGGGCACUGCACGGCCUUUGUGUCUGUGGCAAACCGUUACUUCUAGUUCUGUGGCGUGUCUGUCCUUUAACAGCAUCUGUCCGACUGGUUGUUCAGCCUUGCAAAUCAAUGAUUUCACCCAUUAAGUACAGUUUCUCAUCCCUUUUUGUCUGCCAUUAAUACAAGCAACAGACCCAAGACCCAACACCAGUCCAAACAAAGCAAAACUUGUGAGGAGACUGUUUCACAGAUUCACAGUGGCAUGAAGAUAGUUGGGUAGUUUGUUUUGUUGUUCAUUCCAAAGUGAUGUUUGAAUUACAGAUUCUUAUUUCCUGUCCUGCAGAACAUAUGUGUAUGUCAGUGGUCACCUGGCCCUCUGGUGUAGCUGUAUCAUCUAUCAGGCCUUGUGACCAGCAGUGGGCGGGGCCAGUAUUUACAUCACUGUUGAGGGAAGUUUCAUUAC